Molecule: messenger RNA, 495 nt
Organism: Sesamum indicum (sesame)
Lineage: Eukaryota; Viridiplantae; Streptophyta; Magnoliopsida; Lamiales; Pedaliaceae
Source: RefSeq, a predicted model, not a curated record
AUGGCUCCAAAAAGGAAACAAAGAAAAGGAAAUGAUGGAGCCUCCACGUCGGCGGCAGCCACCACCUCCUCCCCCACCACCAGGGCAGCCCAGAGAUCCGCCAACAGGGCAACCCGAAGCGCCACCAGUCGCGGCGCCGCCACCCUCCGCCCGCCUGUCGCCAAUCCAGAACCACGCAAGAAAAGGAAAAACAAAGCCUUCACCAGCGCCAGCACAUCCUUAUCUUCCGCCGCCAAGACUGUGAUCAUUGAGCACUCCACGCAGUCUAACACAUUCAAGAAGAUUGCUAAUAAAGUUAAGAUUGCGCUAAAGAAAGAGCUUGCUGGAAUGAAAGUCGUGCUCAACCCCGAGAAGCCUAGGAAGGGUUGCUUUCAGAUCCGCGAGGAAGGAGGGGAGGUUUUCGUCAGUUUACUGGAUAUGGUGGGGCCCUUUGAGCAAUUGAAGGCCUUGGACGUGAAUGCGACCGUCGCCGAGAUUGUUGGAAAGAUUGGUUAA